Molecule: messenger RNA, 3949 nt
Organism: Clarias gariepinus (North African catfish)
Lineage: Eukaryota; Metazoa; Chordata; Actinopteri; Siluriformes; Clariidae
Gene: znf839
Product: zinc finger protein 839
Exons: 7
Coding region: 246-3242 (998 amino acids)
Source: RefSeq, a predicted model, not a curated record
UGUUGUUAUCCAGUUCCCACCCCCUCGCCAUUGUAGCAUGGAUGCGAGUGUCUAUCGCCUAGCUACCGUUACAAAGCCAUACAGGAUUAUUUAAUUUGCAGGCUAACACACUUCGGUCCUGUUUCUGACUUGUGCACACUUUGAGGAUUAACCUAUACCUAACUGGGGCUUGGUUUUCACCACUGGAAAGCUUUUAUACGCGAACGUUUCGAGACAGACUUGUCUAGGCUGCUUCCAUAAUCAAAAUGGCGGACAACGAAGAUGAGAGCAGUAAUACGAACGGCACUGCUUUGACUCACGAUAGUGCUGAAUCUGAAGCGAGCGUAUCGGCCACCACUAGCUCUCAGAUUGAGGGGAAAAACGAAGAUGGCAGCGGUGAGGGAGUGGUGAGUGGUGAAGCGGGUGAAGGUGAACAAGGCCUGGCACAGUUAGUAACCGUAAGCGCUGAUGGCAAAGCUGCUGACGGAUCUCCAGAAGUGAUCGGGCAAAUUUUGGGCGCUGAGGUCUUAACGUCUUUUGUGCAGGCGUCUGAGAACACAGAGGACGCCGUGACCACAGAGUGUACGACAAUCAGUAGCGAUUUUCUGAACGCCCUCGGCCCCGCGACUACAAUCAUUUAUGUUCAGCCUGACGGUAGUUUCGUGGAGAGCUCCGGGCUCUCAGUGGAGGAGCAGCAGCAGUUACUGGAGCAGCUCUCCAAACAGCAGCUCGUGCAGGUCACCGGAAACGAAGCGACCCGCCUGCUCGAGCAGAGCCAGGCACCGGCCCCGGCACCCAAACCCGCCCAGAGCGUCAAACCCGCCGUGAUCUCCAGCGUGGACGUGCAACAGGUCAUAGAUCACGUGAACAAGUCGCAGGUGCGCGCACAGGCUGAGCUGAGCCGCUCCCACACCUCGACCCCGAAAAUCCUACAGAGGAGCGUCCAGGCUCAGACUCCGUCAUUUGUCACUCUGGAGGCAGGAAAUGUUAUUUCAGGACAGCUGACCACCACGUUACAGCCACAGCCGUUUACUAUCGUGCAGAACGCAUCACAACAGCUGCAGAGUGUCGCCAAACAGGUGGCACUGCACCAGUCACAAAACGGAGCACAGCCCGUCCAGCAAAAGCUAGCUGAACCAAUCCACAUUCAAGUGCAGGCUCCACCGAAACAGGAAAUCAAGCAACGCCAGGCCGCUCCCAUCACCAUCCUCCAGUCGCAAAGCCUUCCAGUAAGCCAGUCUGUGGUAAAGGUCUCCACUGUAGGCACAGUCAGUGCUCCUCAGAUUAUACACAUCACACCGGUGCCUGGUCAGCAGCAAUAUUUCUUACAGAAUGCAGGAGAACCUCCAAUUCAGCUUCUCCUUCAGAAGCCGGCUCCUGUAGUUAGCAGCAUUUCAGUUCCAAUUGUACACAAAGUCCAGACUCCUGCCUCUUCCUCCAACUCUGCCACUGCCACAAAGAGUCCUGCAGCCAAGCCAGCUACGGUUUCCAUUCACCCCACAUUAAUUUUAACUCCUUCCACUAGUGUUUCAUCCACAACCACCAAGGUAUUAACAACACAAACCAAACCCACAACAGUGGUUACCAAGGUUUUGGCUCCGACUGAAAAAGAGAAACCCAAAGUUAAAAACCGCCAGAAAAAGCCUUUGAAAAUCCAGACGCGUUCUGGUCGAGUGUCUCGGCCGCCCAAGCAUAAAGUAAAGGACUACAAGUUCAUUAAAACUGAGGACUUGGCAGAGAGCCAUCAGUCAGAUUCAGACGACUACUCGGAGAUCAGCGUGGAAGACGAAGAGGGCAGCGAGGGCAAGAAGAAAACAGAUGUUGAUGGUUUGUCCCUCCGUAGCAAAGCGUUUAAAUGUGAAACAUGUGAGAAGUCAUACAUAGGCAUUGCAGGUUUAAACAGACACUAUAAACUCAAGCCCACUCAUGACAAAAGUCAGGCAUCAAGUCCGGUUGUGAAAGGAGACUCCAAACCCACGGAAGGCCAAACACAGACUGAAGCGCCUAAAAGCAAUCCUGUGAAGGAUGACACGCCACAAAAAGUGCAAGCAGAUUCUACAAGACAGAUAGUACCCCGAAGGCCUGGCAGACCCAAGGGCUCCGGCAAAUCUAAUCUUCCAAAAAGGCUUGGAAGGAAACCGAAGAGAGGAAGACCGGGUCGGCCACCCAAACUCCAAACAGCACUUACUGUGGAGGAGCAGGCACAGAGACGGAGAAUUCGACUCACAGAGUUUAUACAGCAGUAUGAUGAUGAAGACCUGAUGGAGAUUGUUCUUCCACGCCUGGCUAAGGUCAUGACUCUGUGGGAGUUUGUGCUAAUGAAGGUAGAAAACGGCCAUUUGUCCAAGCAGCAGUUCCCUAGCGUGUAUCAUGAAUUUGAGGAACUCCAUAGCCAUGUGAAGAAGAUGGCACAGGAGCACUUUAGUAUUUCACCAGCUUCCCGAGCAGCUAUAGACGUCACCAAUAUGGAUGUCUUAAAAUCGCUGGGCAUCACUGAUCCGUCUAGCGCAUUAACACCACUGCACGCCUCUAAUGGACAACAGGCCACAAUAAAAAAUCAAGCUACAAAGAUUCCACGGAGUAUUGAGAAUACCAGGAUGUUGCCUCCAGCGAAGAGGUUUAAAAUGGAAAACUGCUUCGGAGAAAAUAAUGACUCUGCAGUUAAUCAGAACGGUAUUCAGAAGCACGAGACUAAUGAGGACUCCAUGCUGCUCCGAGAGCCACAGGUGGUCCUGACUCGUCUAGAAAACUUAACGAACACUGAAGCAGACCCUGCAUCAAGGACAGAAGAAGCAGCUAUGGACACGGGAGAAUGUCUUCAUGAUCCUGAAGCAUGUAAACCACAAGAAGACCCUGAUGGAGAGCUUUCAGAGGUUCUCAACAGCGGCGGGAGCGUAGACAUUACAGAUGAGGUGAAACAGCUGGAAGAAGUGCUGAGCUCAGAAACAUGUAAGGAAAUCCUGGGGAAAGACGAGAACUGUAACCCUGCACAAACGGAAAGCGUAGACGAGGCAGAAGUUGUAGGAGAUUCUGUUGUCACUGAGGUGGUCAUGGAGUCUGCUGAGACUCAGGAAGAGACAUCGGUUUUUAUCCAAACAGCAGAGGGCCUUGUCCGACAGAGUGCUGAGGAACUUGCUUCCAAGGGAAUAGUGAUAGUAAACGGACCUGAUGGCAGCACAGUGCACAUCGAGGCUCCAGAAGGAGUUCCUUUAGAGACUGUCCACGCACUGUUGGGUAUAGAAACUGAGAAAAAGAUUGAGUAAGCUCCAACCUCUGAAACCUUUCUGAAAUUUCAAGACAGCUCUAUCAGUGUGGUGUUUUUUUUUUUCCCCCCCAAGGAACUUUUUAUUGCAGAUUUUUGUACAUUUGUAAAAACAAAGUAUUAUUAUUAAUAAUGUUCCAGAUUUUGUGCAUUGUUUUUGUUCAGUCUUUUGUUAAAAAAAUGUAGGAGUUUGGACAUGUAGGCCUUAUACCUUUACAUUUCAUUGCCAAGAUGGCGUGUUUUCACGUACUAAGGCCAUGGCAGAACUCAGUAGCUUAUAUACUGUAUACAGUGAUAUAAUGUACAGUAUGACAAUGUGAAAUACCUAAUGCUGAGUUUAAAUAGAAAACUGCUUAAAGUUCUUUGUAUGUGUUUUGGUUUUAAACUGCUUAAUGAUUUACAGACUUCAAAUUGUGCAUUUAGAUCUUUUUGAAAGGAAAAACAUGUUAAACUAAUAUGUACAAAAUGCCCAGGAUGAGAAAGUUCAUAAGUGGAUAAACAUGUUGUAAGUGUCUAAAAUCCCGGUUUACUUCUUGUUCUACUGUUACAUGUUAAAUAGUAGUUUGUCCAGUUCGAUAAUUGUUUAAAAAGCACUAUUUUAUUACUUUUUAUAUAAUCUUUGGACAUCAUGUUUUUUCAAACAUCUCAACAUUUGUAAUAUGAAGAGAAUACAUAAACAGAUGAAAUUAAACCAAUAUUUCUGAUUGA